AGCUUUAUUCUCAUUGUUAUGGUGUACACCCAGCUCAAAAACGUCAAUGAAAAAAAUAUUUUUCGUGAAUCGUAUUGUAGAGAUUCGAUACGAGAGAAACACUGACAAAAAAGCAAUUUUAUUCAUUUUACCGACAAAAAAAACUCAUUGAAUUUAUGGUCGUUUGACCACUGCAUUGGAUAUAAUAAAUGAAACGAAAUUUUCCACAAUCAAUUUGAUGAACUGUGUGCGGUGGUGUACACACUUUAUAUUUUGUUUGACGUCCAUCCAUUGUUAAAAGAGACACAAAAAUUAUAUUAUAACUUGAACAAAAUGGCACGGCCGUUUGUGGGGCCCAAUUCGGUUGGGCAUGUAAUCAAUCGUCAAAUGGGGCAAAAUGUUCACAACUUUCGGAAAACGAUAUUCAGAGAGCGGUUGAAUGUGGCGAAAACUUUAUACAAAAAGGAUUUGAUAUCACAUUUUGGGUGCGUUAAUGCCAUCGAAUUUUCGGAGGAAGGCGAAUGGCUAAUUUCUGGUGGAGAUGAUCGUCGAGUACUGCUUUGGCAUUUGGAGGAAGCAAUCGCUGGAAAGUCUGAACCACGAGCGAUGGAAAAGCAACACGAAAGCAAUAUUUUUUGUCUCGGUUUCAACAGCAACAAUACCAGAAUAUUUUCGGGAGGAAAUGAUGACAUGGUCAACGUUCAUGACGUGCACACUGGCAGCGCGGUGGAUGUAUUUCUUCACGCCAAACCGGUAUAUGGACUGUCUAUUGACCGAACAAACAAUCAAAUUUUUGCUAGUGCUGGUGAAGAUGGUCGUGUGUUGGUGUUUGAUAUGCGCCAAGGUACCGAAGCUAUGUCACUAGCCAAAUACCGUGCUCCAUCCCAUGCUGUACAAUUCCAUCCGAUGGAUGGCAAUUUUGUGAUAACAGCUAAUGGAAAAGAAGGAGCUGCCUUUUGGGACUUACGCCAGCCGAAAGUACCUGUGUUCCGUUAUGGUGCUGACGAUGCGGCCGAAAAUUGUAUGAGCGUGCGAUUCAAUACGUUGGGCACACAGGUGCUAGCUCUAAGACGACGUUUACCGCCGAUCUUGUACAAUUCAUACUCACCGACUCCCGUCUGCCAGUUCUAUCAUUCCGACUAUUACAAUUCGUGUACGAUGAAAAGUUGUUCAUUUGCUGGCGAAAAUGAUGAUUACGUUCUGUCCGGUUCGGAUGAUUUUAAUUUGUACGUUUGGAAGGUCUCACAUUCGGAUAGCAACAAAUCAAAUCAAUGGAUUGACACACAUCAUAUGGUCCUACAUGGCCAUCGCUCAAUUGUAAAUCAGGUGCGUUACAAUGCACAAAAAUGCAUAAUCGCCUCAUCUGGCGUGGAAAAACUGGUCAAAUUAUGGCGUCCAUUCGAAACUGAAGACUGGAAGGGGUCACUGGUAGAAGAUAGUGCUGACAAUUUGCGCGAUGUAUUCAGUCACGAUGAAUACGCUUCGUUGCUAUAUGCCAGUGACCAUAAUAUGGCUCACGAUUACACUCAACAGAACACCACCGAGGAUCCACGAAUGAUGGCUUUCUUCGAUUCAUUGGUUCAACGAGAAAUCGAAGGCUGGAAUAGCUCGGAGGAUACGGAUUCCGAUAAGAGUAGUCAGCAUAGUUCUGAUGGCAGCUCUAGACCAACAUCACCCGAAACAUCAGGGAGUGAUUCACCAAACAAUUUUUUAACAAAUGGAAAUGGCGAACCGUGCCGACGUCCUCGACUCGCAGUGAUACCACGUACGAUAUACGCAAAUCGUAUCGCCUAUUUAAUAGCAACCAAACGGAACACACUGAAGAGAUUAGCUUUAAGGGGUGCCGCACAAACAGAACGUCGCGUUAAGUCGGCGAAAUUUGGUAGCAGGAAAAUGUCUGCCCGAAUAACCCGAAAAGGCAACGGAAAACGACCAGGUCGACUCGGAUUGAACUGUCGUAAACGAUCUCACGAUAAUCACAGUGACAAUGAUGCUCCACACAAAAAAGUUCCAUCGCGACGAACAAUGCAACAUUUGAAUACCUCAAAUUACAGACUAUUUAGACGUAAGACUAAGGCUCCACGAGUUGAGUCACCAUGUACAUCCGAUGAUGUACCCUCCUCGUCGACGGAACGGCUUCGAAAUAUUCCUUCGACAUCCCAUUCAGUUUCGACGAAUUUCAACAACACCUCAUCAGCGAAUGUGCAAUGUACAGAUACCAAGUUGACGUCAAGUGACGAUGAUGGGAUUGAUUUCAAUAUUACGAACAACGCAGUACCGGUACCGAGUACUAGCACAGGUAUCACAUCCAAUGGUCAUCUGUUCCGUUUAGCUCAAUCCCAUGCAGAUUCGGACGAUGAUCCAAGUCCCGAAAACAGUCCACGUGCAAUACCAGUACCGAUCAAUGGAUCGCAUCACAGUUUGAGUGUGAACAAUUACUCGUCCGGCAUCGAUGAUGAACGUCCGAAUCGCUACAGCAGUUCGCGUCGUCGCAAAACAAACAUAUCGAUGAAUCGAAACCAGAACAACUUCGGUCACUAUUCAAGUCAUUCGAAUUCGCGACUGUCGAGCAGUUGCUCGGAAGACGAUGAUGCGUCCAGUAACGAUAGUCUGCUUCCAUUUUUCGACAAUAAGAAACGAAAAAUGGCCCAAAAUGGUAAUGCUGAGGUGGAAGUGGUUGCCGAUGAAAAUGAACUAACCACAUCCACUCAUCAGUCAUGGUUGAAUUUCACACCAGAUAGUGGUAUAUCAGUCGUAGGCGGUAGCAGUACAUCCAGUGCACCGCCAUCGACUAGUCGACACGAUGGCAAUAAUAAUGCAAAUGGUCUCCGGAAUAAUGGCGACUCGUCGAUGAAAUUGUUUCAACAGAAAGUGGCCAGAGUUAGACGGAAUUAUCGAAACAAUUUCGGCGACGAUUCGGACAGUGAUUGAGCCAUAAAUGAAUUUGAAUAGAGUAGAUUCGUAAAGCCCCGCCCGCUGAACGUAAUAAAUAUAUUUUUAUGGCCGUCAUGUUAAACUAAUCACUUUACGUUUUAUGAGUAUAUGUAAAAUUGAAGAAUUUUUAUUUUUAAAAUCAAAAACAAUUCUCUCGCGUCUUUUUCUUAUCGAUUUAAGAAAUUCAUUAUUUUUUUGUCAAUUUUUUCUUGUCUGAACUUUGAUUUAAUAAUAAUAAUAAUAAUUUAAGAGGC
Bradysia coprophila is the source of this 3167-nucleotide messenger RNA. RefSeq lists its product as uncharacterized. Gene Ontology annotation, molecular function: protein binding. Gene Ontology annotation, biological process: negative regulation of fatty acid biosynthetic process. Gene Ontology annotation, cellular component: cytoplasm; Cul4-RING E3 ubiquitin ligase complex. NCBI's taxonomy places the organism in Eukaryota, Metazoa, Arthropoda, Insecta, Diptera, Sciaridae. The record is from RefSeq and is a predicted model, not a curated record.